Didymodactylos carnosus is the source of this 801-nucleotide messenger RNA. Lineage: Eukaryota; Metazoa; Rotifera; Eurotatoria; Philodinida; Philodinidae. The record is from the annotation of a GenBank genome assembly.
AUGCAUCCUGUUCGGAGGGGAAGGUUAGUAGUUGAAGAUGAAAUAAGCAAGAAGUAUAAUGAUCUGUUGUAUCGGAUAUACCUGGAAGAAGAAAAUAAAGAUUCUUAUAUCCAACCAUCUUCCGAUCAUCGAAACUGCAUUGGGCAUGAAUUAACAAAAGCUGGUGAUUAUGAAGCAGCUAUUUUAUAUUGGAAUGAAAUAAGAGAGUUUAAAGAGCAAAUGUUACCAAUUAAAAUUAUUGAUAUAAUACAUUCACCAAAAUCACCAUUCAUUCAAAUAUAUAACGAAACAAAAUUAUUAAAGAAGAGUUUAUCAAAAUAUAUUUUAUCGAUUGUAGCUAGUUGUCAAAAAUGUGCCAGUUAUAGUUCAAACUAUGGUGAUUAUUACGUUAAAUUGGCUAAUGAAGAUGAAGAUGAUCAAACGUUCUUGGAGUAUCGACGUGAAGCUACUGAAUGUUAUAAAAAUGCCAAAAAGUAUUAUGAGUGGGAAUUAAAUAUUUUGAUGAAGAAAGAAGAUGAUGAAUGGUCAGAUGAAAACAAGUUGAACAGAUUAAUAGUUAACAGAUUAAUUCAAGAUACUCUUGAAAAAAUUGCCAAUCAUAGAGUAAAACAGGGUGAUACAUUGGCUAAUGAUACAAACAAAGAAGAAGAUAAUCAACAUGCUAUUGAAUAUUAUGAAGAUGCAAAAUUUAACUAUAAUUAUGCAUUAAAUAUUUCAAUGAGAACAGAAGGAGGACGAGAUGAAAUUAUUAAAUUUUACCAUAAUAAAACUGAACAGAUUAAUAAAACAUUAAACGUAUGA